Messenger RNA from Diceros bicornis minor, 2972 nucleotides. RefSeq names its product zinc finger protein 114 (gene ZNF114). Gene Ontology annotation, biological process: regulation of DNA-templated transcription. The transcript has 4 exons. The record is from RefSeq and is a predicted model, not a curated record. Bases 133 to 1350 code for a protein of 405 amino acids. NCBI's taxonomy places the organism in Eukaryota, Metazoa, Chordata, Mammalia, Perissodactyla, Rhinocerotidae.
GGGCGUUGGGCAGCAGGUACAAAAUGCCUGGGCAGGAGGAAUCUCUGUCGUCGCCCUGCAACCCUCUAGUACGUGGAAUGAGCUCUCGGGCUGCGCCAUCCGCAGACACGUCUAGAAGCCGGCGCUGGGGAAAUGGACCCGGUGACCUUCUUGGACGUGGCCGUGAACUUCACCAAGGAGGAGUGGGCCCUGCUGGACCCUGCACAGAGGAAUCUCUACAGAGAUGUGAUGCUGGAGAACUGCAGGAACCUGGCCUCCAUAGAUAAAACCAAAGACUCAUUCCGUCAGCAGGACGUUAUUACAAAAAAGACAUUUCAUGGAGUGAACAGAGUGUCUCUCACAAGCAACAAUUCCCGGCCCCCCACGUUAGGAGAAGACUGGAAAUGCCACAAAACAGAGGAGCCGCACCUGCAGAGGGGGCAAAAAUCGAAGCAAGUUGCAGUUGCCCGAGAGAAAGAUGAGUCUCCAGUUGGAGUCUGUGAAUAUCGUGAAAUGAGGGACAAUUCUAAACCUAGCCCAAAGCUUCUGCCUUCACAGGGAGAUGCCACAAGAAAAUAUAUCCCAAAAUGUGGUUCAAAUAUUUUGCAACAAAGUUCUGUUUUAACCAGUAAUCAAAAAAUCUAUAAAAACAAUGAAUGUGAUAGAGUCUUGAGGCAGAGCAUUCAGUUGAUUCCACAUGUGAGAAUGCACACAGAGACGAAAUCAAACACAUGGAUUGACAACCAAAACAGUGUGCUUCAUAUGCAUAAUAAAACUUAUAUGGGGGUGAACGUUCACGAAUGGGAUGCAUUUGGAAGAGUCUUCAUUGCAGACUCUUCCCUUAAGGCACACAGAACUCAUGUUAAAGAGAAAACUUACGUGUCUAAUCAGUGUGAAAACAUCUUCCAAAAUAACUCGAUCGAUGCUGUGCAGAGGCAGCCUUAUAUGGCAGAGGCAAAUAAUGAGAAUAGUCAAAGUGGAAAAACCUUUGCCCGCAUUCCAUAUUCUGAUCAGCAUAGGAGAACAAAGACUGGAGAGAAAAGGUAUAGAUGUCAUGACUGUAGGAAAUCCUUCGUUUAUCAGUCAUUCCUUAGGAAACACAUGAAAAUUCACACGGGAGAGAAACCGUAUGAAUGUAAUAAAUGUGGGAAAGCCUUUAGAUAUUCCUUACACCUUAAUAAACAUGUAAGAAAGCACAUUAUGAAGCCAUCCUAUGAAUGUAAGGAAUGUGGGAAAGCCUUCAGUAAGUCUUCAUAUCUUACUGAACAUAUAAGGAUUCACACUGGAGAGAAACCCUAUAAAUGUGAGGAAUGUGGAAAAGCCUUCCUGAAUUCUUCGAGAUUUAAAAUCCAUCUGAAGACUCACAGUUGAGAGAAGUCCAGGGAAUGAAAGGAAUGUGGGAGAAGCUUCACUGAUUUUCUCAAAAUACUGAACAUAAAGGAGGAUAUGUCGGGAGCUCAAUGAGUUAAGGUACAUGGGAAACUCUUCUGCAAGCUCCCAUAUCUUACAUAAAUGGGAGAGUUCACACAUUUCAAAUUCAAAGGAACCCUGUGAAGAUAAAGACUGUGAAAAGCUUUCGAUCUUCAUUAAUCUUUAGUAGACAUCUGUCCCCACACUGGAGAGAAACCCUAUGAAUCUAAGGAAUAUGGAAAAGCUUUUGAAUGUUGCCUCAAACUCAGUCCCUAUAAGAACUCACACUGCAGAGACACCUUAUGGGAGUAAGGAAUGUGGGAAAGGCCUCUUUAAACACUCAUCCCUAAGUUAAUAUAAGACCACACCCUGGAGAGAGACUCUAUGAUGAUAAUAGAUAUGAGAAAGCCUUUAGUUCCAUCUCUUCACUUAUGGGGCACAAAUGAGUCCGUGGUAGAAGAUAAGCACAGUAAAUGUUAUAAUUGUUGCCAUCAUCAUCAUCAUCAUCUCAUCCUUUGAUUGGAACCGAAAUUCAUUAUUUCUCGGUUUUUCUUUUCUCACAAAAUCCUAUAAGAUGAAUAUCCCUCUGUGGACCCUUUCAGCUCUGCCACAUGAAUUUUGAUAUGUAGUAGCUUCAUUACAAAUCACUUACGUACAUACAGCUUCACCAACAGGAAACCUUGUUUGAGCCACAUUUAAUUUAGAUUUGGGUUUAGUAUGGCUCCCUGAUACCAUUUUUGUCAGUUUGUUGUUACUGCUCAUGAUUUGCCUGCAUUGUGAUCAGAGUAUAUUGUCUUUAUGAUGCUGAUAUGGGCUAGUUACUCUGACUUUCAUUUCGGGCUCAUGGCUGAUUCUGUCAAUUGGCUGGCCAUAUCCAUUCUUCCCAUCUUCUUUACUAAAGGUAUGUAGGUUUGUUUUUCCAGAGUUAGCAAUGUUUAAUGUUUUUAAAUGCAUUUCUCAGUUUUUCUCAUAACUGGUGGUGAGCAGAGCUUAUAGCCCUGGCCAGUAAGGAGGGUAGAAUUCAGUGGUUUGAAUUCCUAGUGAGCUGUUGGAAAGAGGAGAGUGUUCGUCACUCUUUUUCUCUUAACCAAGUUCCCUUUGCUCUCUUUCCUUGUUGCUCUCUGGAAAUUGGAUGAAAUUCCCUGAGUUAACACAAGCAACUUUAGGAUCAUUGGAAUGAAAGUCAUAGUCCCAAUAAUACAACCCUGAAAAUACAAGAUUUCUUACUCCCCAAUGGCAUGAUUUUGGGUGUUCGUGGCUGCAGCAGACUGUAUUUCUAGACUUAUUACAUGAAGCAAACCCCUAGUUUGAUUAAAAAGCAUUUUCAGGGAGAUUUUUAUAACUCAGAGUUAAAUGCUAAGUGAUAAACCUAGUGUGUGGCCAGUUUUUUAUAAUUGCCUCUUGUGUGUUUCAAAGUAGUGUGUAUUUCUUUGGUUUGGGUGGGCUCACGGUUCAGUACAUGUCUGAACGGUCAAGCUUCCAGAGUGUUUUAUAAUCUCUUGAAUGUAAAAAUUUUGACUCAUUCGAUCUUUUACUGAGCAAGUUUAUAAUAAAACAUCCCACUCUAGAAGUGGAUUAUCAAA